This is a messenger RNA of Myxocyprinus asiaticus (Chinese sucker), 2304 nucleotides long. It is a transcript of the gene hp, whose product is annotated as haptoglobin. Gene Ontology annotation, biological process: proteolysis. Bases 132 to 1073 code for a protein of 313 amino acids. The transcript has 4 exons. The record is from RefSeq and is a predicted model, not a curated record. NCBI's taxonomy places the organism in Eukaryota, Metazoa, Chordata, Actinopteri, Cypriniformes, Catostomidae. Gene Ontology annotation, molecular function: serine-type endopeptidase activity.
AUCAGAGUUUAGAUAAUGAUAUUUACGGGAAAAGAGCUGUAUCAAGCUCAUAUAAAUGGUAGAACCUCAAGACACAAUUGUCACAAAACGAUAAAACGCAGCUCAAUUUAUUUUUUGAAGACAUAUUUAUCAUGAAGUGGCUCUCUGUGACUGUGCUGCUCUUGGGCUGUAUUGCUUGCCUGCCAGAUGAGUCUUUGGCUUUGGAUGGAUUCAAAAAAUAUGUUUCGGCUCACAGUAUUUCAGCUCUACGGCACAAACGAAUGAUAGGGGGAUCACUGACCGCACCUGUCCCAUGGCAGGCAAUGGUGUUCCUCAGUGAAAAUAUACUAGAUGGAGGUUUCGCUGGUGGAGCCCUCAUCGCGGAGCGCUGGAUACUGACUGCUGGCAGGAAUCUGUUUGUGGGAAAGAGCAAAAACCAAACAAGUGGAAAAGAACCCCUCAUUCCAAAAGUCUACCUUGGUAUCAGCAAACGUUCUCAUGCUAACACCUCUACGGAAGUAGCGGUGGAGAGGGUAUUUGUGCAUCCAGACUUCCAGAACACAUCCGACUGGGACAAUGACCUUGCUCUGAUCAAACUGAAGGAGCCGGUGAUAUUUACUGAGUCCAUAAUGCCCAUCCCUCUGCCUGAGAUCGGAGAUAACCAGGAAGAGAAGGAGGGAGAGAGGGGCAUCAUCGCUGGGUGGGGCUGGGGGAGCGGUUUCACCCCUGCUCCAAUAUUGAAGUUUCUUUCUCUGCACAUCCAGUCAUGCCAGGGUGAAUACUGGGCAAAGGUUCUAUCGAGUACACCAACUGUAAAUGAAAAACAGUUUUGCACAGGACCCAGUGAGUACCAGGAAAACGUGUGCUUUGGCGACGCAGGUGGCGCAUUUGUCUUCCUGAACCCCGACACCAACAAAGUCUAUGCUGCAGGCAUCCUCUCCUUUGACAAGGCUUGUUCUGUAGAGGACCAAGCUGUCUACACAAAGAUCUCUGCCUAUCUGCCCUGGAUUCACAGUGUCAUGAGAGGUGAUUCGCAAGAAUUUUCAGAGCGUCGUGCUUCAAUGAUAAAACAAAUGCUUUCAAAAAAAAAGUAGUCUGGUGGUCUUAGAACAGUACAAUAUAUAUAUAUAUAUAUAUAUAUAUAUAUAUAUAUAUAUAUAUAUAUAUAUAUAUAUAUAUAUAUAUAUAUAGAUGCAGGUUGGGAUUAAAUACUUAUUACAAAUACUUAUUACUUAUUACUAUUUAAAAUGUAAUCAGUAACUUAAUCCAGUUACCUCAAAAAGAAAAGAAUGUAACCAGAUUGCUUUAGUUACUUUUUGAUUGCCUCAAGAUCACAUAUGUGAAUAAAGUCAGGAGAAAAGCAAUAUGUUCUCAAAGACUUUUAAUCAUGCCUUCUGAAUGCAAACAAACCAUGUUUGAAUAAUGUUAUGAGUGAUGUAGCUAUUGUUAUAUACAGUAUAAGAAAAAAACAUGAAAAACAGGGACACUGCCUCCUUAAUAGGUAAACAGAAUAUGUAGAAAAAGUAAAUUCUAGAGACUGUUGUGUGUGAAAAUCCCAGGAGAUCAGCAGUUACAGAAAUACUCAGACCAGUCCAUCUGGCACCAACAAUCAUCCAUGCAAUUAUCUAAUCAGCCAAUUGUGUGGCAGAAGUGCAGUGUAUAAAAUCAUUCAGAUAUGGGUCAGGAGCUUCAGUUAAUGUUCACAUCAACCAUCAGAAUGGGGAAAAAUGUGAUCUCAGUGAUUUGGACUGUGGCAUGUUUGUUGGUGCCAGAUGGGCUGGUUUGAGUAUUUCUGUAACUGCUGAUCUCUUGGGAUUUUCAUGCACAACAGUCUCUAGAAUUUACUCAGAAUGGUGCCAAAAACAAAAAACAUCCAGUGAGCGGCGGUUCUGUGGAUGGAAAUGCCUUGCUGAUGAGAGAGGUCAACAGAGAAUGGCCAGACUGGUUCAAACUGACAAAGUCUACGGUAACUCAGAACUGCUCUGUACAAUUGUAGUGAGAAGAAUAUAAUCUCAGAAUGCUAUUCUAAGAUGCGGGUUGGCACUGUUUUGGCGGCACAAGGGGGACCUACACAAUAUUAGGCAGGUGGUUUUAAUGUUGUGGCUGAUCGGUGUAUAUAUACAGUAUAUCAUACGUUUUAUUUUCAAAAUAUUUAUAGAUGGUGGAAAAUUGCAUAUCACAAAACAAAACUAGAACAGUUUAGAAAAAUUUUGGCUUUGAAAGUUUAAAACAUUUAAAAAACCCACUGUCCCAAUAUUUCAGUGGCAUACCCAAAAUUUAAGGCUUAUAACUUGACAAAAAAAAAAAAAAAAAAAAAAAAAACAA